Molecule: messenger RNA, 555 nt
Organism: Nicotiana tabacum (common tobacco)
Lineage: Eukaryota; Viridiplantae; Streptophyta; Magnoliopsida; Solanales; Solanaceae
Source: RefSeq, a predicted model, not a curated record
UACAGAAAAAAGUUUGAAGUUCGGACCCUUGGUUAAGCCCAAAACAGUUUUCUCUCCGGAAACCACAAAAAUAUAAAAAUCCAACCUUUUUCCAAGAAACCAAACAGAUCUCAAGACUCCCCACAGCAAAUUCGUCAAUGGCUUCGUCAGGAAAAUCGGUGAUCCAAACCCUAAAGUGCUUCAUGAAGAAGCCGUGGGAGUUCACUGGACCACAAACAAGUCCAGAAUAUCUAUCCGCUGUACCCAAGGCAACUGAUUACAGGCUCUUCUGUCCGGCCACAGCUCAAGCUAAGGCCAUCGUACCCACAUCCAAUCCUGAAACCGUGUUCGACAUCAAGUACUAUUCGCGUGACCAGAGACGUAACCGUCCUCCAAUUAGGCGUACUUUCCUCAAUAAAGCUGAUGUUGAGAAGCUGAUGAUGGAGAAGAAGACUUUUGAUGUCAAUGAUUUUCCUCAGCCUUAUUUGACUGCUAAGAUUGAAGAGGAUAUGGAUGCUAUUGGUGGUGGAUACCAGAAAUGAAGGUAAGGAAUCUCGAUUAUAGGGUCUCUUUAUC